This is a messenger RNA of Amorphotheca resinae ATCC 22711, 294 nucleotides long. RefSeq lists its product as hypothetical. The record is from RefSeq and is a predicted model, not a curated record. The transcript has 3 exons. NCBI's taxonomy places the organism in Eukaryota, Fungi, Ascomycota, Leotiomycetes, Helotiales, Amorphothecaceae. The coding region runs from base 1 to 294 and encodes 97 amino acids.
AUGCAAUUCAACGUCCUCGCCCUUUUCGCCGCCGCGGCCGCCGUCGCCUCUGCUCAAUCCACCGUCACCGUCUACGAGUGCGCUGCCAGCUCUACGCCCGCCACUGCACCCGCCAUCUCUGCACCUGCCACUUCCCCAGCUGCUGUUGCUACCCCAACCGUCGCAUCCAGCGGUUUCGGCACUGCACCCACCCCCACCGGAAGCCCCAUCCCCUUCGUUACCGGUGCCGCCUCUGCAAAGGGUGUCUCUGCUCUUGGCAUGAUCGUUGCUGGUGGUGUCGCUCUCUUCCUGUAA